This is a messenger RNA of Ogataea polymorpha, 2419 nucleotides long. RefSeq lists its product as uncharacterized. Gene Ontology annotation, biological process: translation. The transcript has a single exon. Gene Ontology annotation, cellular component: mitochondrial large ribosomal subunit; ribosome. Lineage: Eukaryota; Fungi; Ascomycota; Pichiomycetes; Pichiales; Pichiaceae. The coding region runs from base 1 to 429 and encodes 142 amino acids. Gene Ontology annotation, molecular function: structural constituent of ribosome; large ribosomal subunit rRNA binding. The record is from RefSeq and is a predicted model, not a curated record.
AUGUCCAGCAAAAACUCGUUGAUCAAACUUAUAGUGGGGGCUGGCCAGGCCGCACCAACUCCACCAGUCGGUCCAGCUCUUGGUUCCAAGGGUGUCAAGGCUAUAGAUUUUUGCAAAGAGUUCAACGCAAGAACGGCCCAUUUCCAACCAGGAAUACCGAUCCCUGUGAAAGUUACUGUCAGGCCGGACCGGUCUUUCACGUUCGACAUCAAAACUCCAACUACUGCGUGGAUGCUUAUGCAAGCUGCUGGAAUAGAGAAAGGGCAACCAGGACUUAAAAAGUCCCCUAUCAAGCUGAGUCUCAAACACGUUUACGAAAUUGCCAAAAUCAAGCAAAAAGACGAGCAGCUGAAAGACGUGCCUCUACAAUAUAUUUGCAAGAGCGUUGUGGAAACAGCAAAAUCCAUUGGUGUCCACAUUGUUCCGUGAAUGUUGGAACUAUUUGUACAUAGCGAUCAUGAAGAGGUCGAACACGACUCGAUCUCGUAAUAUACAUAUGCGAAAUCACUCAUCUAGAAUUCCCGCUCUUGAAUCUCUUUUUGGAUUUUUCGUUCUUAGCAGGAGACCUUCUCUUUCUGUCUCCAAUCGACUUGUGAGUGAGUCUGGAGUAAAAGAGAACAUACGCACUCUCAUCGCUCAACGCAUCCCUGGCUUUGAUCUUAUUGAUGAACUCGUCGUCAUAUGUAGCCCAAGAUCCAUCUGGUUGUCUGCAAUGGGCUAUAUAGUGCCCAGAAGACACAGAGCGUCCCUGAUGAACUAUUACCGAGCUCAAUUUGUAUUUUGUCGGAGAAUUCAUUGAUGUUGUAUAUUCUGAUAAGUCCAAGGUUUCAGGAUACGUCACGUUGGCUUUGACUUUCAUUGACGAGGAACCAUUGAAACGGAAUCGCUUGAGAUGGACUGUCAGCGUCUCCGGAGCACGUUCAAUGGUGGAAAUUUUGAUCGCAUUGGUGGUCUUCUUACAAUUCUCGCAUGUGUAUCCCGACUUGUCCUUUUUGUCGGUCUUCAAGAGUUCAGGAGAGAAAAAGUCCCUGAUAGAGUUCUCCAAGGAGUACUUAUAGGUUGGCGGUGAGUGGGGCGGUUCAGGAAACUGGUUCGACUUUUCGCCGUCGUUGGUUUCCAUCGAUUGAGAACUUGAAUUUUGUGACUCUGAAGCUUCGGGCGUUUGAGAACGGCUCCUUCUUUCUUCUUGAGCGAGCAAGAUUUUCUGUUUCAGAAAAUCGGAAAGCUUGUUUUUCGCGUCGGGCUCACUGGAUUUGGCGGCUUCUAUCUUGUUCUUGAGUUCAAACAGCUGUUGAGGAUCCAGCAAACUACUGUUUCUCUUUUUCACGUUGUCCAGCCCGAGAGAUAAGUCAUAAAACUCCUGAGCAGUAGUGGAUAUAUGGCCACAGUUUUUGCAGGUGACCGAUUGGCUAAGGAGCCCUCCAAAAAUGUCAUAGAUUAUGCUUUGGUUGAGUUUGACACCUUUUGGAGUCGAGUCUUCUUGUAAGCGAGACAUAAGCGACAUGAAAUACUCGUGGGAGUCUUCUUGCUGCCACUCCGACAUCAUGCAAUUGAUGUCCCCCAGCCGUUUAAUGAGACGUUUAGGAUUGAUUGUGCGCACUUUCUUUUCGCCCUUAUUAUCCAGCUUGUACAUUUUGGCAACAGUGUCGGCCAAAAUUUGCGUGACAGAAGUUGGACUAAUCGAGUCCUUGUACUUGUGGUUGUGAACAUCGACAAGAUAAUGCAGAACAGCAGGAAUAUGACACAUGGCUUGCACUGCGGAAUUCAUGUAGCAGGUCACGCCAUGGUUCAACAGUCCCAGGGGGCCUGGCUUGUUUCUAAACUCUCUCCAAGACUUAUAUAUCCUUGUCGAACCAUUUGACCCCCUAUCAUUGUAGUUUUCGUCGAAAUCAUAAAAUUCCGAGUCGUCGUACUUCGAAUGCACAAGUUCCCCUUUGAUUAAAUCCGCCGGAUCCUCGGGAGAAGUCGGCGGUGUCUCUUUGCUCUUUGACGAAAUCUUGAAGUCCUCGUCUUUAGUGUUUAUUUCAGCUUUGAUCUGACGUAAAGCAUCACUAUCCAGUUCCUCAUCUUCCUCGUCAAGUCCCUUCUGAGCAUCUUCUUUCAAGUCUCUUUUCAGCUGCUCCAUGUCUUCAGAGUCCUCAUCUGACACAUCUGAAAAACCAACGGAGCCUUCAUCCUCAUCAUCUUUUUCGUCGGCCGUCUGAAAAUUCUCGUCGCUGCUUUCUUCAUCAUCAUCAUCUUUUUCUUCUUCUUCUCCGGCCGCAUUGGUGUAUUCGCUGUCGGAAAGCACCGGCUCUUUGCUGUCGUUCUGCUGCACCUUUUGUUUCUUGAGUGGUUUCUGCUCGAGUUCUUUUCUUUGUUUCUUAGAAAGAUAUCUUUUACCAGUGUAAAGAGCUACCGCUUCAGCCAUCGAUUUCGG